AUGCCUCCCAAAAGACAAGCCGCCGCCGCCGCCGCCGGAGGCAACGGCCCUAGCAAGCGUGCCAAGUCGUCCUCGACCAAGAAGACCGCCACCGGCUCCGACGACGACGCCGACAUCCCCACAAGCGCCCGCUGGGCCGCCGUCUCGGUCUCCAAGAAUGCCGCCAGCUCCUACCACACCGUCACCAAGGACAAGUCCAAGGCCUACACCUACCAGUGCUCCUGCCCGGAGCGCUUCGGCAACAAGAAGCAGCGCGGCAGCGAUGAUGAGGACGACGAAGACGAAGACGACGACGACGACGAGGACGAAGAGGUGGAUCCCAACGGCUGCGGCACCAAGGUCUGCGUGUGCAAGGACGCGCCCGACAAGCACCCGGGCCACCCGUGGCUCGUCACCGACGCCGGCAAGCAGAAGUUUUACGGCCAGGUCACCAUGGCGGCGCUGCGGGACCCGGACAACUUUGGCAUGUACACCUUCAACGACCACAUGGCCUACGGCGUCGUCGAGGUGCUGCAGAACCUCAUGAUCGACUUCAACGAGGCCGAGGAGGUCGAGCACGGCACCUGGGAGCAGUGGGUCGUCUGCGAGGCCAUGGUCCUGUUUCUCAACCUCAGCCAGGGCAGGGAUUUCAUCUUGGUCGAGGACGGCGAACUCGCCCGUACCACGCUCUGCCUCAUCGGCCGCAUGUUCCUCACCAUGCUCGCCCGCCUCGAGCGCGAGGACAAGCUCUCCCCGACCUCGGAGGUGCGCAACAUCGCGCCGGUAAUGGCCGCGUACAUCGGCGUCGCGCACGAGAUGCGUAGCGACAAGUACGACGUGCUCGAGGACCGCGGCGACAAGACCAAGAAGGGCGGCGCCAAGGGCUUCAGCUACAACGAGGCGCGCUUCGACGACCACGUCGCCGCCUACGCGAAAAAGCACGGGAUCAAGCUGGGCGGCGGCGACGACGACGGGCGCCUCGGCAGGCUCGGCGCGCUGGCCGGGAAGUGCGACGCCGGGGCCGGGCUGCCGGCCCCGGGCGCGGACCCCUGGAGCUGGAAGGCCGCGUGGAGGGAGUACGUCAAGGAGUACGACGGCCUGCCGCUGCCCGGGCGCGGCGGCUGCGUCAGGGUCGGCGGGGACCGGCUCGACAUCACGACGUGGAGCAGCAAGGAGAGGAAGGCCGCGUCGUUUGGGGGCAAGGACCCGCUCGGGCCGAAGGAGCUCAAGAUGAUCAAGGAGGGGAUGGUGUUGAUGAUGCGUUAG
Messenger RNA from Thyridium curvatum, 1245 nucleotides. RefSeq lists its product as uncharacterized. The record is from RefSeq and is a predicted model, not a curated record. The coding region runs from base 1 to 1245 and encodes 414 amino acids. NCBI's taxonomy places the organism in Eukaryota, Fungi, Ascomycota, Sordariomycetes, Thyridiales, Thyridiaceae. The transcript is spliced from 2 exons.